This is a messenger RNA of Clarias gariepinus (North African catfish), 3305 nucleotides long. It is a transcript of the gene bmp3, whose product is annotated as bone morphogenetic protein 3. Gene Ontology annotation, molecular function: cytokine activity; growth factor activity. The coding region runs from base 200 to 1525 and encodes 441 amino acids. NCBI's taxonomy places the organism in Eukaryota, Metazoa, Chordata, Actinopteri, Siluriformes, Clariidae. The transcript is spliced from 3 exons. Gene Ontology annotation, cellular component: extracellular region. Gene Ontology annotation, biological process: osteoblast differentiation; SMAD protein signal transduction; BMP signaling pathway. The record is from RefSeq and is a predicted model, not a curated record.
UGAGAGCAGAGCGUGAAUGCGAUUGGCUGUCUCUGCAGCAGCGCAGCGUCCGCGCACAAAACCCUGAGAGCGCGCGCCAGACGCACCACAAUCAACACACUCUCGACAUCCCCAGCAUCAAACAUACUCCAGCUUUCGGUCUCGCUCGUGUGAUGAUAUCUUGCGAGGAGAGUUAAGCGCCUGAACCUUAUCGAGCGCCAUGGAUCGCCUGCUGGUUCUGCUUCUGGGAUGGAGUUGCGUGUGUUGUGGAUAUUGUGCCAUGCUAAAAGAUCACUUCGCAAGACUAACGAAGGAUUUGGGACACACGGAGUAUGAGUCGGAGAAGUCCGUGCAGGAUACGGUCUCCGAGCACAUGCAGAUGCUCUACAGCAAAUACACCAGCGCGAGCUUCCCGCUCCGGGAUGGAAACACGGUGCGCAGCUUCAAAGCGCACCCGGGUACCAUCAAUAAUAAGCAGCUUCAAAUCUUCAAUCUAACAUCCCUAACUAACUCAGAGGAUGUCCUCUCAGCAACGCUGCACUACUAUAUCGGAGACCUCCAGAACAGCAGCCAAAGAUGCAAGUCCAAAACCUGUGCUCGUCAUGGCCUCAGGCGGCACAGUCACGUUCACCUGAACAUCUGGAGCUUCGCCUCUGUGAACGACAGUACCAGAACCCUGGGACACUUCAUCGUUAACGUCUCCACAACGUACAGAGAAUUUAUCUCUUGGCAGUGGAGGGACAUCACUCACAUAGUCAAUAAAGCAAAGCAUCACGAUGAGCUUCUCAUCGGCAUCUCAGUCGAUUCGCGAGGACAGCAGCCAUGGAAGAAUCUUCUGUCCGAUCAUACACCGUACAUUCUGGUUUAUGCCAACGACUCGGCCAUCUCCGAGCCUGAAAGUGUCGUGUCCACUCUCCAGAGGCACAAAGGGAGCUUAGUACCUGGACUUCAGAAAAUCAGACUGCACAACCACAAUAGUACUUUACCACACAGGACGAAGCGUUCCGCCAACAUCCUUCUACCACUGCAGAACAACGAGCUCCCAGGACCCGAAUACCCUUAUGAGAUCCAUACUUGGGACGAGCCUAGCGCGUAUGACCCUGUUGAGAACAAGGCAGGAAAGCGGUCUCGCAAGAAGCCUCGCAAGAACCCAAGAGACAAAAACCCACUUCUGCAGUUUGAUGAGCAGACCAUAAAGAAAGCUCGGAAGAAGCAGUGGAACGAGCCAAAGAACUGCGCACGCAGAUAUCUGAAGGUGGACUUCGCUGACAUUGGCUGGAGUGAAUGGAUUAUUUCUCCAAAGUCUUUCGAUGCCUAUUACUGCUCAGGUUCCUGUCAGUUCCCAAUGCCAAAGUCCCUGAAACCUUCUAACCACGCCACCAUCCAGAGCAUCGUCCGAGCAGUCGGGGUUGUCCCUGGCAUUCCAGAGCCCUGCUGCGUCCCUGAGAAGAUGUCCUCACUCAGUAUCCUCUUCUUCGACGACGACAGGAACGUGGUCCUGAAGGUCUACCCGAACAUGACAGUGGAUUCCUGCGCCUGCCGAUAAUGUCUCAUUUCAGAUCUUUUUCACACACCUGACUCUGCCUGAUCUCCCUGUUUAUUCCAUUCCCAUUUUGCACUGGACGAGAGACUACAUCCCUGUAGAUACCGCGAAGAUGAUUCUGUUCUAUUUCUAAGGACAAUUGUUAAUUGUUAAGCUUCGAGUUUGAAUGAACUGUCUGGAAGGAAAAACGCUUAUUUUGCAAAAUCGCCCACCCAGUUGAACACAGAGUCAUUCUAUGACAUGGCUGUUAUGAACUUUUGAAGAGACUUCCUUCCUUUCUUUUUAUGUUUCUGUUCUUUUUGGAUGUGUUGAUUUCCGUGUGUCGAGGAUGUAGGGACGAACAAUAAUAUGAAUUUGUACAGUGUUUGUUUUUUGUUUUUUCUCUUUCUCACUAUCAAGCUGUUACUAUUAUGUCACAUUUACAAUACUCAUAUUCAGUUUUUAUCUAUUGCUGCUAUAUAGAUAAGAUUUAUUUCAUUGCCGAAAUGUUGUUAUUUCUGAACUCUGAAGGUGCAUUCAUCAGUGACCUAGUACGCUACUCACGAGCACAGUUUGCUGUAGACUGUUUAACGAAGUACCUUAAAAACAGAAUUUAGCGUGAUGAAUGAAAUAUAUAAAUGCUAUAUUUUAAUUGAUAUAAUUUGUGCACAGAUCACAAUCAGUGGCCACAUUUAGCUUUGUUUGAAUCUGAUCUCAGCCUGAACUCCAGGGUACUUACUGACCAAGUGCCCUUGUUGACUUCAUUUUAUGUAAUUCCAUCUGAACAAUAAUGUUAUCAUGCUUGUUUUCUGUAAAUACCACUAAACAACUAUUUUGGCUCGGAAGAGAUUACAUUACCAAUUUAUCAAGCCACCGCAAAUUCCCCAAGUUUCAGGAAAAACGCUUACAAGCAAACCUCUGUCUGUCUUGCCAAGACACAUUUUUAGGGCAUUUUUUGGAAGGCCUUAUUUACACAUCGAGUAAUAAAAGGUCACUAAGUUUUCCUUGAAAAUGUGGAAACAACUUCAAUACGCCAAGUUACCGAUGAAGUAGUAUAUAAAUGAUAAAGCAUAUAAAAAUAUAUCCAGGCCUAUAUAUUUGUACAUAUUAUUUGCUUCUCAAAAGUGCCUUCAAAAAGUAUUUUACAUUUGCCUAAAAUGAUGUUUUAGUUCAUGUUUUGUCUAUAAAUGUGACAAAAAUAUUAGUUUGAUUGUUUUGUUCCUAUCUGUUUACUUUUUAUUUUUACACAGAAUUCAUCCUAGCUUUUUUCAAUGCAUGUUAAUAAAUGUGUAUUUUUUUUUCAGGUUUGACAUUUUCUACACAUGCAACCGAUACAGAUUUAACAUUUUAAAAAGGGAGCAAUUACCUUAAUAUAUAACAGAAAAAGCAACAAAAAAAGAGCACUCCUUCAAUAUUUGUAUAAUAUAUUUUUACAGAAAGUCUUCCUAUAUUAUAUUAUACUAUAUUAUAUUAUAUUAUACUACACUAUGUAAUCUAUUGUGUAAAUGAUUCAGUUGUAAGGUUGUGCUUGUAUAAUAAGCUUCAUAAGAAAUUAUAUUUGUACAUGGAAAUGAGCUUUAAAGGCAUUUAUUUAUUUUCUGUAUUUUACGUAUUUUGACAGUUUUUUUCUUUUUCGGCCAGGAAGAGGCUUUAGUGAGAUUGGAUUGGAGCCGUCACAUGAAUAAUUUAAAUGCGUUAAUAAUUACUUUCUGAAAGUUUAAUUCUGUUUAUUCUCCCCAUCUGUAAGAUCGCUUUCUUCUGUUGUUUUUGGACAGACUAUCAAUAAAGUUGUAUGUUUCACUGA